This is a messenger RNA of Hibiscus syriacus, 1077 nucleotides long. RefSeq names its product protein SRG1-like. The record is from RefSeq and is a predicted model, not a curated record. Lineage: Eukaryota; Viridiplantae; Streptophyta; Magnoliopsida; Malvales; Malvaceae. The coding region runs from base 1 to 1077 and encodes 358 amino acids. The transcript has 4 exons.
AUGGAAAAUGGAGGUGAGAGAUUCAACUGGGGUAAAUCUUUGCCAGUUCCAAGCAUCCAGGAGAUUGUGAAGAGUGAUUUACACUCGGUUCCCGAGAGAUAUGUUCAUGAAAAUAUGGAUAGGCCAGUCAUUUCUGAGAAUUUGGCUGAUUCACUUGAAAUUCCUUUCAUAGAUUUCUCUUCUCUAGCCAAAGGUGAUGAAGAUGAAAUCAAGAAGCUGCACCUUGCUUGCAAGGACUGGGGCUUUUUCCAGUUGAUAAAUCAUGGGGUGAAAGAGGAGCUCCUGGAGAAGAUGAAAGCAGCUGCGUCAGCUUUCUAUGAACUUCCACUUGACGAGAAAAACAAGUACGCAAAAUCAGAAAAUGAAAUCCAAGGAUAUGGCCAAAACUUUGUAGUAUCUGAGAAUCAAAAGCUUGAUUGGUCCGACAUGAUUUAUUUAAUCACUGUUCCAUCCGAAAACAGGAAAUACAAGUUCUGGCCCCUCACUUUACCAGGUUUCAAGGAAACAUUGGAAGAAUACUCGAGAGAAAUGCAAAAGGUAGCAGAGGAAAUCCAAGCAAACUUUUCAGUUUUGAUGGGGUUAGAAAGGGAUGGGUUGAAAAGAUUACAAGGGGAGCUUAAACAAGGCAUAAGAAUGAAUUAUUACCCAAUUUGUGCGAGGCCUGACAUUGUUCUUGGGAUUAGCCCUCACUCUGAUGGCACAAGUUUCACUUUGUUGUUGCAAGAUGAUCAAGUUACUGGCCUCCAAAUCAAGCACAAAGAUGCAUGGAUCCCUGUUAAACCUGUCCCAAAUUCGCUUGUCGUCAACGUUGGCGACGCCACUGAGAUUCAAAGCAAUGGAAUGUACAAAAGCAUUGAACAUAGAGGCGUGACAAAUGAGAAGAAACCAAGAAUAUCAAUUGCAACAUUCAUGUUUCCAGAUGAUGAACAAGAAAUUGGUCCACUUGAGACAAUGAUAGAUGACCAAAAUCAUCCCAAACUGUAUAGAAAUAUCAAGUAUGUUGAUUUUGUUAGGGAAAAAUUUUCCAGGAAAAUGCAAGGAAAAUCUCACACUGAAUUUGUCAAGCUAUACAAGUAG